Strongylocentrotus purpuratus (purple sea urchin) is the source of this 900-nucleotide messenger RNA. RefSeq lists its product as uncharacterized. The transcript is spliced from 5 exons. Bases 1 to 900 code for a protein of 299 amino acids. Gene Ontology annotation, cellular component: cytoplasm; nucleus. The record is from RefSeq and is a predicted model, not a curated record. Gene Ontology annotation, molecular function: protein binding. Lineage: Eukaryota; Metazoa; Echinodermata; Echinoidea; Camarodonta; Strongylocentrotidae.
AUGUACUUCAACCGACCACAGAGCUGCCCUGUUAUUGACAUUCAAGACUCUCAGGGGAAAACACCACUGCAUCUGGCCGUAGAAGGUGGCUUUUCUCAAAUUAUUGAGGCCUUGACCAAAGCCAGAGCAGACUUGAACAUCCAAGCCAAUGACGGGAAAACCUGUCUGCAUCUGGUUGUAACACUGUGGUGUGGUCCUGAAAAUCCUGACAAAAAGGUCCAGACAACCAGUGGUUUUGAGCAGGUUUCAUCAGGAUUACCUGACUACGAGCCGUGCACCGAGAACGAGAAGCUUCUUCUGUACCUCCUCGACAAGGGAGCCGAUUGUACAUUGUUUGAUGCGAGUGGUAACACACCGAUACACUACACAAACACACACAGACUCUGGCAGCUCGUUGUGUCAAGUAUCGAGGAAAUUCGAUCCAGCAAACCGGCUCACGUUGACUUCGGAGAGCUUAAGACCGCACACUAUGAAAGCCUCAUCAUGAGAGUCUUCCAGGUAACAGAAACAAGAAUUGUGUGCAAGAAUCCACUUAAGAAGAAACCUGCGACAGAGGCGGCAGAAGGCCUAGACAACCUUGAUGUUGAAAGAUCUGUGCAGAAAGUAACGGACGAUCAACUCAUCGAAGUCUCAAAGAAAAUCACCCACGCUAAAUACUUCGAGUUGAGCGUCAGGUUGGGAUGCUCUUUGACUUCCUCAGAUAAUAUACUAGACAAGCACCAUCAAGACUGUGAGAGAGCACUUCUGGAAGUUCUCAACGCCUGGAAUCAGCGAACAACAUGUAAUCACCGAGACGAGCUUAUAAAGGCGCUAAUAAAAGUAGAAGCUGCAGGACUGAUUACUGAAAUAUUUCCCGACUACGUACACGACCAUGAACCAGCUGUGGCGAAGGAUGAUUAG